Molecule: messenger RNA, 4796 nt
Organism: Apus apus (common swift)
Lineage: Eukaryota; Metazoa; Chordata; Aves; Apodiformes; Apodidae
Product: cohesin subunit SA-2-like
Exons: 33
Coding region: 223-3777 (1184 amino acids)
Biological process (GO): sister chromatid cohesion
Cellular component (GO): cohesin complex; nucleus; chromatin
Molecular function (GO): chromatin binding
Source: RefSeq, a predicted model, not a curated record
AAAUGAUAGCUGAGCCCAACGCAGCUGGCUCCUGCCGAAAUACAAGUCAACUGGCUUCACGUCCUGGCCACCAUAGUUUAAAAGGAGGCCAUAGCAGCCAGCUGCCAGCACUGGACCUGCUGCACAAGUGGGAUCCAGCUCGUCUGCUCAAACGUGAUCUUUGGCAAAGCAUAUUGUUAGCAUUGGGAAUGAUGAGAAGUGGCAUAAUUUCAUUGCAGAUAAAUGUAUGGCUUCAGAUUUCCCAGAAGAGAGAAUGCUGUGCAUGAUGAGACUGUGCCUGAGUCUGCUGUGCAGAAUGCCAGCUGUGUGAGUAAUGGCAACCUGAAAACACCAAGACAGAAACGGAAGGUCCGCGAACAGUGUGAAAAUAUAAGGAGAAGUUCUUCCAGCAAUAGAAGAGUGAGCCAGCUGCAGAAUGGAGAAGUGGUUGAGGCAGUUACCUUGUUUGAAGUGGUUAGCAUGGGGAAGCAGGCCAUGCAGUCUGUAGUAGAUGAUUGGGUUGAAGCUUAUAAACAGGACAGGGAUGUGGCACUCCUAGAUCUGAUCAACUUCUUCAUUCAGUGCUCAGGCUGUCAAGGCAUGGUGACAGCAGAGAUGUUUCAAAGUCUGCGCAAAAAGGAUGUCAUGCGAAAAAUGACAGAGACCUUUGAUGAGGAAACUGGGUUGCAGUACAAGAAGUUCAUGGUCUAUCCUUGGAUUCUUACGGUUACUUGGCCAGUGGACAUGGACAAUGAAGACUACCCACUGAUCAGAACAGGACCCUACUGGAAGAAGUUCAAGACCAAUUUCUGUGAAUUUAUUGCAGUGCUUGUCCAACAGUGCCAGUGCAGCAUCUUAUAUGAUAGCUACUUGAUGGACACUAUCAUCUCCCUGCUUACAGGCUUGGCAGACUCCAUGGUCAGAGCAUUUAGACACACAAGCACUUUGGCAGCAAUGAAACUUCUGACAGCAGUUGUAAGCGUACAUCUGAACCUUGAUGUCAACAAGCACAAUGCUCAAAGGUUAUAUGAGGUGGAGAAGAAGAGGAUAAGUGGCAAGAGGACCAAUUACAGACUUGACCAGCUAGAGAAAAAAAGAAAAGAGUAUGAGCAGAAGCUUCUAGAGAUAAAGAACAUGAUGAAUGCUAUUUUCAAAGGGACGUUUCUGAACCGUUACCGUGAUGUGAUUCCUGAGAUUCGAGCAACUUGCAUUGAAGAAAUUGGCAGCUGGAUCAAAACAUACCCAGAUACUUUUUUAAAUGAUAGCUACUUAAAGUAUAUUGGGUGGAUGCUUUAUGACAAGCAAGCUGAAGUGCGGUUGAAGUGUCUUCUAGGACUGCAAGGAAUUUAUAGCAGGAAAGAACUUGUUUCCAGAAUGGAUCUCUUUACUAGCAGAUUUAAGGAUCGAAUUGUGUCCAUGCCUCUGGACAAGGACCAUGAAGUAGCAGUUCAAGCCAUGAAACUCUUGAUGCUUAUGUCACAGAACUGUGAGGAUGUGUUAUCAACUGAAGACUGUGAAACCUUAUACCAGUUUGUUUAUACCACUCACCGUCCGCUGGCAGUAGCAGCUGGGGAAUUCCUGUAUAAAAGGCUGCUUAGCCAUGAGGGAGAUGAAGAAGUUCAGCCCAAAGGAGGGAAGUUUGGGGCGAGUACUGACCAGUUGAAAAGAUUAAUAUGUUUUGUCCUGGAGAGCAAGCUACACAAACAUGUUGCAUACCUUAUAGACAGCUUGUGGGACUGGGCAGGCACAUUCCUGAAGGACUGGGAGUGCAUGACCUCUCUUCUAUUAAAAAAUCGUGAAGAAGAUGAAGAAGCACUGAGUGAUGCCCAUGAAAGUGCUCUCAUUGAAAUUAUCCUCGCAACCGUUAGAGAAGCAGCUGAAGGUCAUCCUCCAGUGGGCAGAGGUGCAGCCAAAAAAAUUCUGUCAGCAAAAGAGAAGAAAACACAAUUGGAAGAUUGUACCAAAGUUACUGAACACUUUAUUAUUGUGCUUCCUCAGCUCUUGGCAAAGUAUUCAACAGAUGCACAAAAAGUGGCAAACCUUCUGCAGAUUCCUCAGUAUUAUGAUUUAGAUGUUUACAGCACAGGACAUUUAGAGAAGCAUUUGGAUGCUUUGCUGAAAGAGGUAAAAGACAUUGUGGCCAAACACUGUGACAUGUCUGUGCUUGAGGCUUCCUCCAGGACUUACUAUAUCCUCUGCAGUGAAGAAAUUGCCAUCUAUAACCAAGUGGAUUGUGCCCGAACUCAACUGAUAGAUGAGUUGAUAGGACAGUUUAACCUGUUAUUAGAUGGUUUCUGGCAAAAGGAAGACGGAUUUUGUGCAGAUGCAGGAGAAAUUUCCCGGAUGCACUUUGCUUUGAGAAGAGUAGCAGCUUUUCAUAAUGCCCAUGAUCUCACCAAGUGGAAUUUGUAUGACAAGACUGUAAAGUUGCUGGUGUUUGAAGUGGAACAUGGGAGUUUGCCUGUUCUGAUGAUCCUACCAGCUCUCCAGUGCACAUAUUUUUCUCUCCUGUGGCAGCUAGCUGCAGUUUCAGAAAACUCUCCCAAGGAGACUCUGUUUGCACUAAGAAGAGAGCUGAGACGUUUCAGUCAGAUUUGCAUGUGCUUCCUCCACCAUAAGGAAAAAGAUGUAAGAGAAAAGGCCUUUAUGAUACUCUGUGACUGGUUGCUGAUUUUGAGUCAUCAGGAUUCAAAUAAUAAUGAAGAAGCAGUUGGUCUUCUAGAUUAUCUUCCUAGCAAAUCACUUCAGGAAAAACUGCUUUUGUUUAUCCAGGAGCAUGUAUUCAUGGAGGAAAAAGAUGAAAGCAAAGACCUGGCAGAAGAGGAGGAGAGCAAGGAUGAAAGUUGCAAACUUGACGACUUGCACAAAAAGCGGAGUCUUCUUGCAGCAUAUUGCAAAUUAAUAGUGUAUAAUGUGGUAGAGAUGACUGCAGCUGCUGAGAUCUAUAAGUAUUAUGUGAAGACCUACAAUGAUUUUGGAGACAUAAUUAAAGAAACAUUAAGCAAGACAAGGCAGAAUAACAAAAUUCAGAGUGCCAAGACACUGAUUCUCUGCCUGCAGCAGCUGUUUCAGACACAUGCAGAAAGCCAAGACAGCAGGACGGGUGUGGAUUUCUCCUCUGCUUCCUUCACAAAUAUGAAAGAACUCGCUCGUCGCUUUUCGCUAACGUUUGGCUGGGACCAAGUGAAAUCCAGAGAAUCUGUAGCCAUGAUACACAAGGAAGGGAUUGAAUUUGCUUUUCAAGGAGCUACUGGAGUAGAUGGAAAAUGCUUCCCUCCUAACUUGAGCUUUCUGUUAAUCAUCAGUGAAUUUUCCAACAGGCUGCUGAAGCCAGACAAAAGACUAGUGUAUGCCUACUUGCAGAGGUACGUAGCAGAACCACUGCCUUGCAAAGGAGAGGAAUGGCAGCCACUGAUUUCGUACAGAAACUCUUUACUGGCAACUGAAGAUGAGGAGAGCUCUGUCCUCGGCAGUCCAGGAGAGUGGUCCCCUGUGGGUUCAUCUAAGACAUCUUCUCUCAAAAGGAAAUUGUCUAAUGGGUCUUUGCCUGAAACCAGCCAGGCUGAAGCAGCAAGCCAAGCCCCAGGCCUGCAGGGUGCUUCACAGCUUGCCUCUGCAGCAGGGAAAAGCAGGAAGAGGCUGAAAUCUCGAGAGAUGCACUGGCAGGAACAUUUACCGUUCCUUUGUCCAGGAGGGCUGGGAAGAAGAUACUGCAAGGAUGAGAUAAAGACAGAAGAUGUCUCAGAGGAGGGUCAAGAUGUCGAUGUUGAUGUGGUUGGUGCAGACCAGGACAGUUAAGAAGCUCAGAGGAUAAAUGGACGUGAAGAACACACUACAAUUUAUUUUUUUUUCCUUCUGCAAAUCGUUUUAACUGAAAAGGGGGUUGUGAUGGCAUCAAGCAAGGCAGCAGGAGCUAUGGCUCAAGUCACAUCUGUCUGUAGGCAUCCCCUCAGAACCAGUUCCUAGCACUGCAGCUGGUUCCUCUGCAUUGCUGUGCACAGUGUUACCAAUUGGGCUGUGGUCCUCCUAAGGUUGGGGGUGUUGUGAACAUCAUUACUCAGCUGCAUCCUAGUCCUUGGUGCUGCCUUGGAACAAUUCCCAAGUGAAGGAUUGGAAUCAGGGUAUUGACAAAUACUGAAUCAAAGACUGUAAAGCAGAUGAGACUAGCUUGGUCAGAUCAUGGGGGCAGUGUUCUGCUGGAUGUGUUCUUUACCGUUUGAGGUAACUAAGAUGGAUCUUGUUUCCUUGCACCUGACCCCUGGGAGAAAGGAGCCUGGCCAAGCUGUGAACGCUGUGACCUGCUGGGUGAUGGCAAGGGAUGUGGCAGUGCCCCUUCCUGCCUGAAAUACAGAAAACCUGGAUCCAAGGAUCUGAAAGUAUCUCUAACUUACAGUGCUUAACAGAGAUGUGGUGAGUGGUCUGUGGGGAUCAGGAUGUUUCCAGGAGACUUGAAUCAAGGCUUCUAAGUAACAAAGAAGGAAACAGUGGACCAGUGCCUAUUUUCCUCUGGGAGAAAUCCUUCAUUCCCAGUGAUCAUGUGGUAUUUACUUGGAAAAUACAAAGCUGGAAAAAACACUGUAAAUAGUCCGUAAACAUGGCCCUUCAAAAGUGUUUUUUUUCCAUUAAGAAUUUUUGCAAAUGAUCUUCACCCAAGAGUGUUUUCAGAGGCAGUAGGCUGGGAAGUGCUGGCUGCUUUCACUGACCUUUUGUCACCACUCCAUGGAAUUGUACACUGCAAUAAUCCUAUAAGCUUUAUUUUAUAUAUAUAUAUAUAUAUAAAGUGUAACUGUGUAAAAUAAACUACCUAAGUAUUAUUA